Chlorella variabilis is the source of this 1077-nucleotide messenger RNA. RefSeq lists its product as hypothetical. Gene Ontology annotation, molecular function: DNA-binding transcription factor activity; DNA binding. The record is from RefSeq and is a predicted model, not a curated record. The coding region runs from base 1 to 1077 and encodes 358 amino acids. The transcript has 6 exons. NCBI's taxonomy places the organism in Eukaryota, Viridiplantae, Chlorophyta, Trebouxiophyceae, Chlorellales, Chlorellaceae.
AUGGCGGGGGCGGCCAAGCACACGAACGAGAGCGCCAGGGCGGCGCUGCAGGCCAUGGGAGGCUCCAUACUGUUCGAGAAGGUGCUGACAUCCAGUGACGUCAACGGCACGGGGCGUCUGGUGAUCCCCAAGAGCCAGGCGGAGGCGCACUUCCCCUUUCUGGAGCAGCAGCAGGGCAUGGUGAUGAGCCUGACGGACACCGAGGGCAACCAGCACAGCUUCCGCUUCCGCUUCUGGGUGAACAACCAGAGCAGGAUGUACCUGCUGGAGAACACAAUCGAAGUACAGGCGCAGUACAAGAUGGUGGCGGGCGAUGUGCUGGUCUUUGCCAAGCUGCCAGACGGCACCUACGCCAUCUGCGGCCGCAAGGGCACAAAGGACGACGUCAGCCGCAAGCCCGCGGUGCGCCGCUCCAAGGACGACGCCAGCCCGGGGGAGGGCAAGGGCGCGAAGCGGGCGCGCGCGCGCGGCGGCGGCGCCGACUCCGCCAAGCACAAGCGGGCCAGGCAGAAGCAGGCGGCGCAGGCGAUCCAGAGCAUGUUCACAUACUGGAGCGGAUACAGCCUGCCAAUGCGCAAGGACGGCGUGUUCCGCGCGGUGCCCAACAGCGCGGCGCAGGAGGGGGACAAGGUGCUGGCACAGUGCGGGGCCUGGUCGGCCAUCGUGUCUGUCGGCGGCGAGCUCUUCCAGGCCUUCUUCGACACCCUGGAUGCAGCCAACGCAGCGCUGGAGGCGGCGCUGCAGAGCAAGGCGGAGGAGGCGGCGCCGACGCCGUCGGGGGCGGAGACGCCGGCCGGCGCGGCGGCAGGCGGCAGCGCACCCGCCUCGCGGGGGCCCUCUGAGGAGCCGCCACCGGCAGCGGGCGGGCCUGCCCUCGCGCUGGCGCCUGGCGUCCCGGGGGCCGCUGCUGCAGAAGCUGCAGCUUCGGAGGGGGCGGCGGCAGGCGCUGCCCCCGCGGAUGGUGUGCCCCAGCCACAACAGGAGCAGCAGGAGCAGGAGCAGCAGCAGCAGCAGCAGGCGCGAGAGCCAGCAGUCGAGCAGGCUGAGCAGCAGCCUGUUUUGCCGUUACUGUCCUAG